Molecule: messenger RNA, 1037 nt
Organism: Euleptes europaea (tarantolino)
Lineage: Eukaryota; Metazoa; Chordata; Lepidosauria; Squamata; Sphaerodactylidae
Gene: B3GAT3
Product: beta-1,3-glucuronyltransferase 3
Exons: 6
Coding region: 25-1005 (326 amino acids)
Biological process (GO): carbohydrate metabolic process; chondroitin sulfate proteoglycan biosynthetic process
Cellular component (GO): Golgi membrane
Molecular function (GO): galactosylgalactosylxylosylprotein 3-beta-glucuronosyltransferase activity
Source: RefSeq, a predicted model, not a curated record
CAGGAGCAGAAGCGCGGUUCUGCCAUGAAGGUGAAACUGAAGAACGUUUUUGUCGUCUACUUCCUGGUGUCUGUCAUUGGCCUGAUGUAUGCACUGCUCCAGCUGGGGCAACCCUGUGACUGCACCCAACACCUGAAGUCAGCCAGUGACCUCAUCCACGCCAAAGAGAAGAAGGUCUCCCAGUUGCAGAAUGAGCUAAAGAGGCUGCAGGGACGAGAAAAAAUACCAGAGCCAGCAUCGCCAGCACUGCCCACCAUCUAUGUCAUCACACCCACCUAUGCUAGGCUGGUGCAGAAAGCAGAGCUGGUGCGCCUCUCCCAGACCUUGAUGCACGUGAAGAACCUUCACUGGAUUGUGGUGGAGGACUCGCCGGUGAAGACCCAGCUGGUCUCAGAACUGCUGUCCCAGGGCAACCUGCGCUUCACGCACCUCCACGCGGAGACGCCCAAGGAGCACAAGCGCAAGGAGAGCGACCCCAACUGGCUGAAACCUCGGGGGGUGGAGCAGCGCAACCUGGCCCUGCAGUGGCUGCGGGAGAACCGCGAGCUCAGCGAUGAAGGGGUGGUGUACUUUGCCGACGACGACAACACUUACAGCCUUCGCCUCUUCGAUGAAAUCCGCUCCACCAAGCGAGUCUCCGUGUGGCCCGUCGGCCUGGUGGGCGGCCUCCGCUUCGAGCGCCCCCUCGUCGAGGGCGGCAAAGUUGUGGGAUUCUACACUGCCUGGAAGCCCAACCGACCCUUCCCCAUGGACAUGGCUGGCUUUGCCGUGGCCCUCCAGCUGCUGCUGGCCAAUCGGGAGGCCCGCUUUGACUUGCUGGCCGAGCGUGGCUACCUGGAGAGCAGCCUGCUCCAGUCGCUGGCAUCUAUCGAGGAGCUGGAGCCCAAAGCAGACAACUGCACCAAGGUGCUCGUCUGGCACACCCGGACCGAAAAGCCCAAGAUGAAACAAGAGGAGCUCCUUCAGAAGCAGGGCCUGGGCUCUGACCCCAGCAUCGAGGUUUGACCUGGCCCCCACUCGGCUGUAAUGCUGGAACC